Molecule: messenger RNA, 695 nt
Organism: Daphnia pulex (common water flea)
Lineage: Eukaryota; Metazoa; Arthropoda; Branchiopoda; Diplostraca; Daphniidae
Gene: Trs31
Product: trafficking protein particle complex subunit 5-like
Exons: 4
Coding region: 90-650 (186 amino acids)
Biological process (GO): endoplasmic reticulum to Golgi vesicle-mediated transport
Cellular component (GO): TRAPPI protein complex; TRAPPIII protein complex; TRAPPII protein complex
Source: RefSeq, a predicted model, not a curated record
AUUGAGAACCAUUCGUCUGCAAUUGUUUAUGUAUUUUGGUCUCUCUUGGAUAGAUGAACCUGUCAUUUUAUAGUUGAAGAAAGAAAAAAAUGUCAUCUUUAAAACUGAAGACGACUAUUUUAGACCGCUCUAUUAGUAAAGGGAAAAAUGAAGUUAGCUUGAAUGGAUUUGCUCUGUUGUUCUCAGAAAUUGUACAAUAUUGCCAAAACAGAGUGUCCACAGUACCUGAACUUCAGGCUAAGCUUUCCGAAUUUGGACAGCAAGUAGGUAUUCGCAUGCUUGACUUACUAAUUGUUCGAGAAAAAAAUGGAAAAAGAGAGAUUAAAUUACUACAAAUUUUGAUUUUCAUCAAAUCAACUGUGUGGAAAUCUUUAUUUGGCAAAGAAGCUGAUAAGCUGGAACAUGCCAAUGAUGAUGACCAUACCUAUUAUCUAAUUGAAAAAGAAUCAUUGGUGAACAAAUUCAUUUCUGUUCCAAAGGACAAAGGAAAUUUGAACUGUGCUGCAUUUAGUGCAGGCAUCAUUGAAGGGAUACUGAACACCAGUAACUUUCCUGCGAAAGUGACAGCACACUGGCACAAGGGAACAACUUAUAUGAUAAAAUUUGAUGAGUCAGUUAUUUUAAGAGACAAGCAAUUGGAAGGAAGGUAACAUCCGUGUAUUUUCAUGUGCAAAAAUAAAAUAAUAAUAAUGGUU